Molecule: messenger RNA, 5901 nt
Organism: Colletotrichum orchidophilum
Lineage: Eukaryota; Fungi; Ascomycota; Sordariomycetes; Glomerellales; Glomerellaceae
Product: polyketide synthase
Exons: 5
Coding region: 1-5901 (1966 amino acids)
Biological process (GO): fatty acid biosynthetic process; secondary metabolite biosynthetic process
Molecular function (GO): fatty acid synthase activity; phosphopantetheine binding; 3-oxoacyl-[acyl-carrier-protein] synthase activity
Source: RefSeq, a predicted model, not a curated record
AUGUCGCCAAAGCCGGGCGCCGCCACUCUUUCGUCCGAGAUGGAGACCUCCGACCCCAUCGCCAUCGUGGGAAUGGCUGUGAGGCUUCCUGGUGGUGUGAAGAACACGGAAGACUUCUGGAACCUGAUGAUGAAUAAGCAAAGCGGUCUCAUCCCCAUUCCGAAAGAGAGAUGGAACAGCGAAGGCUUCUACAGCCCAGUUGCGAAAUGGGGAACGGUUCAGAAUAAAGAGGCAUACAUGUUCAGCCAGGCCGACAAUGACCUCAACAAGUUUGACGCGUCUUAUUUCACGUGUGGCGAGAAGGAGAUUGAGCGCAUGGACCCCAUGCAGAGACAACUGCUGGAGAUUGCCCGCGAAUGUCUCGACAACGCCGGCGAGACUAAUUGGCGCGGCCAAGAGAUUGGGUGCUAUGUUGGCAACUUCUCAUCAGACUGGCAAGAUGACUUGUCAAUGGACCCGCAUGCUUCAGGUCUAUACCGAGGAUCUGGAUACCUCGACUUCCUACAACCGAACCGCGUGUCAUACGAGUAUGGCUGGACUGGUCCAAGCAUGCUUGUUAAGACUGGAUGCUCUUCAUCCAUGGUCGCCUUGCACCUCGCCGCAGAAGCUGUUCAAAAUGGUGCUUGCAAGUCAGCCAUGGCUCUUGGGUGCAACCUGAUUACAUCAGUCAUCACCUCCAUCGUUUUCACAGAAACUGGUGUCUUGUCUCCCAGUGGCAAAUGCAAGACUUUUGAUCUGCUUGCCGACGGUUAUGGGCGUGGUGAAGCCGUCAACGCUGUCUACGUCAAGAAACUGAGCGACGCCCUGAGAGACGGCAACCCAAUCAGGGCCAUUAUUCGAGCGAGCGCUACCAACAACGAUGGCCGGUCCAACGGUAUCAUGAGCCCCAACACAUACUUACAAGAGGCCUUGAUUCGCAAGACUUACGAGAAGGCUGGUCUGCCAUUUAACAAGACCGCUUUCUUUGAGUGCCACGGCACCGGUACUCCCACAGGUGAUCCGCUCGAGGUGGCGGCCGUUGCACGUAUCUGGAAAGACCACGAUGGUAUUAUGAUCGGCGCUGUGAAACCAAAUGUCGGGCACUCUGAAGGUGCAGCAGGCUUGACCAGUGUCAUCAAGGCAGUUCUCGCGUUGGAAAACCGAGUGAUUCCCCCAAAUAUUUAUAUGGAAAACCCUAACCCAAGGAUUCCAUGGGAAGAGGGGAAGCUUUCUGUUCCGACCGAGCCAGCUUUCUGGCCAGAAGAUCGAGACGAACGCAUUAGCGUCAACUCCUUUGGUGUUGCUGGGUCUAAUGCUCAUGUUAUUCUCGAGUCAUAUGAGGGCUGGCAAAAGUUGCAGGAUGAUGCCAGCUCAAUCAGCUCCGACUCCGGCGUGAGCGUUCGCUCGCCCGGGCAGCGACUGCUGUUGUUCUCUGCUGCUCACUUGACUUCGCUCGAGAAGCAGGUAGAUCAACAUAAGCAAUACCUGGAGACAAAGAGUGCUGAUCUGGACGAUCUUGCUCACACCCUGGGCCAACAUCGCGACCAUCUCAGCUGCAGAGCCUAUGCUAUUGCGAACGAAGAGGGCGGCUUCGACCCCAGCAGUUUCAAGCGCAAACCCAUCACUGCCCGUCGGCUCAUCCUUACAUUCACGGGACAGGGCGUACACUGGGCUGGUAUGGGCAAGUCUCUUAUCGAGACCAAUGAGGUGUUCAGAGACUCUAUCCGGAAACUAGAUGUUUGGCUUCAGUCGCUUUCCGAAGAACACAGGCCCAGCUGGACCUUGGAGCAGGAACUCUCCAUUGAUGACGAAUCCAGCAGGGUUGGCCAGCGGGGAUACUCUCACCCCUGUGCGACUGCUGUUCAGAUUGCUUUGGUCGAUGUUCUGGCUAGCCUUGGGGUGCGUCCUGAUGCCGUUACUGGCCACUCCGGGGGGGAAGCUGCUGCCGCGUAUGCCGCAGGCAGUGUCACUGCCGAAGCAGCCAUGGCCGUUGCCUACUUUCGUGGCUGGCUCUUAGUCAAUGGUGUAGUUCCUCCUGGUACUAUGGCUGCGGUCAGUCUGGGACCGAGGGAGGUCGAGCCAUUCCUGAUCCCUGGUGUUGUCAUUGGAUGUGAAAACAGUCACCUCAACUCCACCUUGUCUGGUGACCCUGUCUGCAUCCAGCAUUGCGUCGACCAGAUCAUGCGGCGUCACCCAGAUGUCAAGGCCAAGAUCUUAAACUUGGAGACAUCCUUCCACUCUCCAUGGAUCGAACCUCUAGCUGGACCGUAUGAGGAACUUCUCAAGCCGUACCUCGCCGACACUAAGGCUCCGAUUGUGCCUCAUUUCUCCAGCGUCACUGGUGUCGAGAUGACCAAAGCCGACUUUGGAGCCAACUACUGGCGCAGAAACUUCGUCCAGCCUGUACUUUUCAAUACAGCCAUGCGGGCUAUUCUGAAGAGCAACAAUAACAACCUGUUUGUUGAGGUUGGUCCACACCCGGCUCUUCAACGUCCCAUCAGUGAGAUUCUUCGGAGCGUGCCCGAGUCUUCUUGCGAGUAUAUCACAACUCUUCGUCGAGCUGAAGACACCACCUUGUCCAUGCUUCGGCUAGCAGGUGAGCUCUUCUUGCAAGGAGCUCCGGUCGACACGUCCACGGUUAUCGCCGAGGGCAGAGUUUUAACCGACUUGCCGAAUUAUCCUUGGCUGCAUGAUGUGACUUACAUGGACGAGCCUCGCAAUCCAUCCCGCUACAAGCAAAGAAAGCAUCCUAGACACGUCCUCCUCGGUGCCAGAGUUCUUGAAGGCAAUGACAUCGAGCCCGCGUGGCGAAAUAUGCUCGACCUCAAGGAAGUACCUUGGCUAAUGGACCAUAUCGUUAACGGUCAAAUCGUCUUCCCGGGCGCUGGCUACAUGGCCAUAGCCGGAGAAGCAAUGCGUCAGGUGGCCAAUGGCUCGGAUGCCUACACUAUUCGAGACAUGUCAAUCACUACGGGUAUGACCGUUCCUAAGGAGAAGAAGAUGGAACUGUACACCCGCAUGAUCCCCGAAGACAAGCCCAGUGCCGAAGGCCAAUGGUACAACUUCAAGAUUAUGUCUUGCGAUGGGCAUCACUGGGUCACCCACUGCUCUGGCUUCAUUCGCUCCGGCGCUGAAGCGGACAAGACCUCUAUUACAAGCGCUCAGGCAGAUCAAGAAUUCGCCCGCGAGAUUGAGGCUCAAGGCUGGUACAAAGCCGUCAAGGCUGUCGGGAUUGACUGGCAGACUGCCUUUCAGGGACUCGAGCAAAUCACCGCCAGCCCGGUGAACAGGGAGGCCACCGCGACUGUGUAUGAUUUUGAAGACACAACGCACUACGCCGCUCACCCGACGCUCCUAGAUCAAAUGCUCCAAAUCAACCUUGUAGCGCAAACGCAUGGCCAGAAGCGGCGUUUGGACAGCAUCCUGCUUCCCACCUUCAUCUCACGGCUUGGUGUUCUUGGAAGUCAAGACCUGUGCAUGAGAGCCUAUGGCAGUAUCCAGGAGGGAUCAGAAGGCAUGACUGCCAACGCCGCCAUCUACACAGAGGAGGGCAGGCCUACUGUGUACCUUGAAGGUCUAUCUUACUCGAAGCUACCUGUUGCGAAGCGUGAGGAAGUUCUACUCGGAAGCACCUUUGAGUGGAGGAAGGAUAUCACCAUGAUGGAAUCCGUUGCAGAGAUGGAGAGCGGUAACCUGGACUUCGCCAAAGACAUCAGCGAAGCAAUCUUUCUACUCGGCUUCAAGACUCCGGACUCAAGGGUCUUGGAGAUUGGCUCCGGAUCAACUGACAUCACUCGAAUUGCUCUGGAUGCUCUGCAACCCACGGAGCACAAGCGUCUUUACUCCGAGUACACUUAUGUAUGUACAUCGGAGGAGAAGGUUCAACGAGUCACAGAGGCAACUGAGGAUCUAGGGCAUGAGAACAUCUCUGUUGUGGAUCUCGAGCAGCUUUGCAUGUGCAACACGGCCGAUGUCGUGCUGUUGCCGCUCUCGAUAUUGUUAUCAGACGACCGCUUCCUCCUUGAUGACUUGACGGAGUUGAAGUCUUUGCAGACUGUGGGAAGUCGCCUUAUCGUUCACGACUCCGGACUUGUAACGGACGCCAUCUCCAACAGCGACCAGAUCAGUAAGAGGUUAAAAACCUUAGGCUAUGUGCUGCAUUCCCAAAUAGCUUCUGGUCUGAUCCUUGCCGAGCCAACGAAGCGCACUGAAAUGGAUAGAAGCACAAACAUCACCAUUCUAACACAUGACACAAAGGAAGGGAACCAUUUAGCCAACGAGGUGCAGUCUCAUUUUGAGUUGAGGGGCUUUACUGUCGAAGUCUCUCACCAAAACAUGGGUCCGUCUGAUGGCUCUCUCAUCAUCUCGCUUCUGGAUUUGACUGGGAACACCAUCUACGACUUGGCCUCCGAGACUUUCAGGCCAUUUAUGGAUAGUCUAUGCAACCUGCGCGGCUCUCUCAUCUGGGUCAUCCCCACAGUCCAUGGCGCUUGCAAGGAUGCGAAGCCUGCCAUGAUCCAAGGCACUGCCAGAACCGUCCGCAUGGAGAACAAAGCAGACAUCACUCUAGUCGAGGCCGACGAUCUUUCGGUAUCGAGCAGCGGUAUAUCAAAGGCUCUGUACAAGAUUGUUCAGAGUCUACCAAACCGUCGCAAGGGAGGAGACUUGGACGCUGACUUUGACUAUGCUAUUGUGGAUGGCCAGGUUCAUAUCCCUCGCAUGUACUGGUUCGGGUUAUCGGAACCCCAAGUCACCAAGGCCCUUCCGUCCACACAGGACGCCCCCAUGUUCCGGGAUGAUGUGUCUUAUCUCCUCAUAGGUGGGUUCGGUGGCCUUGGUCGCUCUUUGGCAACUUGGCUGCUCGAACAUGGAGCUCGUAACCUGGUCUUCCUCUCGAGAUCCGCUGGUAGCAUCGACAACGAACCGUUCGUGAAGGAGCUCGAGAGUUACCCCGGCUGCAUUAUCAAGACGGUUUCUGGAGACGUCAGCAGCUCCGAUGAUGUACUCAAGGCCAUCAGUGAGGCUCCCAUGCCAGUUGCAGGAGUGAUGCAGCUAUCUCUUAUCCUUAAGGAUAACUCCACUGCCGAAAUGACGUGGGAGGAGUGGAGCGGAGUGGUCGAUCCCAGAGUCCGUGGUACCUGGAAUGUCCAUCAAGCUCUUUUAGAUGCGAAUGUUCCGCUGGACUUUUUCGUUAUCUUUGGUUCUGGUGGUGGCCAUACUGGUUACUAUGGCCAAGCCAACUACAGCGCAGCCAAUACCUACCUCGACGCUUUCGUCGAGUACCGCCAUCAUCUUGGUCUUCCUGCCUCAAUAAUCGACCUCGGCGUCGUAGGUGACGUUGGAUAUCUUCUAGAGAGGGAUGACCUUUAUGAGGGAUUCAAGAACGGUGGGUUCUUCUUCUUGAAAGAGCAGGAUGUUCUCGACUCUACCGCUAUCGCCGUGGCCCACUCCUCGGGCGGGCCGUAUAGCAGCUUUUGUCUGGGAGGACUCUCCGAGAAGCCGUUGUCAGACCCCUCUAACCGCGUCAACUGGAAGCGAGAUGUCCGUUUCGCUCAGUCCCACUACUUUCACAAGUCAAGCACGUCAACCUCUGCAGAGGCCCGGGUGAAUGACGAGGCCGAGACGUUCAUCUCGCUCGCCAGGUCGGAUCCGGCUACUCUCCGAGACAGCGCGACGGUAACGAGCCUUGCCCGCUUUAUCAGCGCCACGCUCAGCCAUCUGAUGUUGAGACCUGUGGAAGAUUUUCCUCUUACUGAGAAUUUGACUUCGAUUGGGUUAGACUCCAUCAUCUCCAUUGAGUUGGUGGACUGGAUUCAUCAGCAGUUCCACAUUGGUCUGACGUCUAUGGAAGUUACGCAGUGCACUUCUCUGAUGCAUCUUUCUGAGAAGAUCAUUGAGGAAGUGAUUGCGUUUUGUAAUUAG